GCUCCACCCCCAUCGCGGCGCCCUGAGCUCACCCGCCGCUGGUGCCCGGCUCCCCGCGGGCAAGGAGCGGAAGCCGCUCUCCGGAGGCGGGCUCCGGCGCCUCCGAGCCCGGCAGCCGCGGCAAAGGCGAGGCGCGGGUCGGGGGCGCCCGGCGGACGCCCGCUACUCCGGGCGGGCGGGCGCCCCUCGCGGGCAGCCCGGCCGGGAGAGGCGGCCGUGGCGGCCGCGCUCGGGCGCCCCUCGCGCAGCGCCCCAUGCCCGUGUGGUGCUGCCGCUGCUCCCUGGCCGGUCAUUUCAGAAACUAUAGUGACACUGAAACUGAAGGAGAGAUUUUUAAUUCCCUAGUACAAUAUUUUGGUGAUAAUUUGGGACGAAAAGUUAAAGCAAUGCCAUUAGUUGAAGAGAGUUCUUUACUUGAAGAUUCAUCUGUGACUUUGCCAGUGGUAAUAAUAGGAAAUGGACCUUCAGGAAUAUGCCUUUCUUACAUGUUAUCAGGCUACAGACCAUACUUAUCAUCAGAAGCAGUACACCCGAAUACAAUCUUGCAUGCUAAAUUAGAAGAAGCAAGACAUCUUUCCAUUGUUGAUCAGGAUUUAGAAUACUUGUCUGAGGGCCUUGAGGGCCGAUCGUCCAAUCCAGUUGCAGUACUUUUUGACACACUUCUUCAUCCAGAUGCCGACUUUGGUUAUGAUUACCCAUCUGUUUUGCACUGGAAAUUAGAACAACAUCAUUAUAUUCCUCACUUAGUUCUUGGUAAAGGUCCACCUGGUGGGGCUUGGCAUAAUAUGGAAGGCUCCAUGUUGACAAUCAGCUUUGGAAAUUGGAUGGAACUACCUGGACUUAAAUUUAAGGAUUGGGUGUCAAGCAAACGAAGGAACCUAAAAGGGGAUCGAGUUAUGCCAGAGGAAAUAGCUCGCUACUAUAAACAUUAUGUAAAAGUCAUGGGUCUUCAGAAAAAUUUCAGAGAGAAUACUUACAUAACUUCAGUAUCAAGACUCUACAGAGAUCAAGAUGAUGAUGAUAGUGAACACAGAGAUAUUUCAACAAAACAUUUACAGAUAGAGAAGUCACAAUUUAUCAAGAGAAACUGGGAAAUUAGGGGUUAUCAGCGAAUAGCGGAUGGUUCUCAUGUUCCCUUCUGUCUCUUUGCUGAGAAUGUAGCUCUAGCAACUGGAACAUUGGAUUCUCCUGCCCAUCUAGAAAUUGAAGGGGAAGAUUUUCCUUUUGUGUUUCAUUCAAUGCCUGAAUUUGGAACUGCUAUAAGCAAAGGAAAGUUGCGUGGCAAAGUGGAUCCAGUGUUAAUUGUAGGUUCUGGGCUUACAGCAGCUGAUGCAGUACUGUGUGCUUACAACAACAACAUACCUGUGAUGCAUGUAUUUCGCAGACGAGUAACUGAUCCAAGCUUAAUUUUCAAACAGCUGCCCAAAAAGCUUUAUCCUGAGUAUCAUAAAGUGUAUCAUAUGAUGUGUACUCAGUCGUAUUCUGCAGACUCCGAUCUUUUAUCUGAUUAUACCAGUUUUCCUGAGCACCAUGUGCUUUCCUUUAAAUCGGACAUGAAAUGCAUUCUUCAAAGCAUCUCUGGAUUGAAGAAAAUAUUUAAACUCUCUGCAGCAGUAGUAUUGAUAGGUUCUCAUCCUAAUCUGUCUUUUCUGAAGGAACAAGGGUGUUACCUAGGCCAUAAGUCAAGCCAGCCAAUCACAUGUAAGGGUAAUCCUGUAGAAAUAGAUACAUAUACCUAUGAGUGUGUUAAAGAAGCCAACCUUUUUGCAUUGGGUCCUUUGGUCGGAGACAAUUUUGUUAGAUUUUUAAAGGGAGGGGCAUUGGGUGUUACACGCUGUUUAGCUACAAGACAGAAGAAAAAGCAGCAUUUGUUUGUUGAAAGAGGAGGAGGAGAUGGAAUAGCUUAAAGCAAGUUUACAAGGAAUUUAAAUGGACAGCUUUCCAUUAAAAUUUUUAAUAGUGGUUUUGCAGUGUACUGGCUUGAAUUUUCUGGACUUGAAUUAACUAAAGGGGAACCUCAAGCUAUAGUAACUUAAUUUUUCAAAGUUACCAGAACUUGGUGUCCUGAUUUAUAUUGUAAUGUUUCAAAGAUGUUACUGUCAGACAGAUAGAAAUACUGCCAACUUGGUAUACUUUAAGCUUUCACUUAACUAAAACAUUAUUUUCUUUCAAGAUUUAUUUUUUGUGAUAAUUUUCAGUUAUUUCUUAUGUUUGAUUCCAAAAUAUUACAGCCUUGAAUCUAUAAAACUGCACGGUCAUUAGGACAGAAAUUAUCCUAACUGUAUAAUGGACCACCUUGCAGCUCAGAAAGGUAGUCCAAGGACCAACAGUAUCUGCUUUAUCUGUAGCUUGUUAGAAACUUAGUGUCUCAGGCCCCACAACAUACUGAGUCAUAAACUGCAUUUUAACAGGACGCUCAAGGGAUAUGCAUGUUCAUAAAAGUUUGAGACACACUGGUGUACAUGAAAAUGAGAAAUAAGGUAUGUGUGCUGGGGCAGGGUGGGGGUAGGAGGCAUUUAUAACUCAGGUUUUAUUUAUUUUGAAAUUAUCAACUGUAUAAAUCUAAUUUAUUACCAAAUAUGGUCUUUUUAAAAAUAUUUUUAUUGUCAAAAUCGUGACAGGUACUUCAUAUUCUUCUAAUAAUUUAAACAGUCAAGUAAUAUUGGUAUACACUUUGACAUCCAAGAACGGACAAGAUAUUUUUCGGAGAUUUAUUCUCUACUUAACCAUCAUAAUGUUUAACUAAUCUGAUUUGCAAUUCAAUAAAUUGUGGAUGGAAUUACUUA
Carlito syrichta (Philippine tarsier) is the source of this 2786-nucleotide messenger RNA. It is a transcript of the gene OSGIN2, whose product is annotated as oxidative stress induced growth inhibitor family member 2. The coding region runs from base 255 to 1907 and encodes 550 amino acids. The transcript has 6 exons. The record is from RefSeq and is a predicted model, not a curated record. Lineage: Eukaryota; Metazoa; Chordata; Mammalia; Primates; Tarsiidae.